AUGAUUAAACAGUUCCGGAAGCCGGGAGCCCUAAACUAUUCGACAAAUGUGCAACGAAGUGUGUUUCUCACGUUCAUUUGGAUGCAAUCAGCCGUAAUAAUCACGUCUUUCGAGAUUCCUACACUCUAACUGCUUCCUUCCAGAAUCUUCUCUUCUACGUACUCGACAACGUCGUCUACCGUAUCCCUCCAUCCGGUCUUCUCACUUCCUGGCUAGCUGCCACUUCGCCUGCCCAUUUUCUCAAACUUUCUUACUACUUUCUCCUCAUUUCCAACUACCUCUCUACCAGUUUCUCUCUCCUUUUUUGCUUCACCCGCUUCAUUGUUGUCUACUUUCCAGAUAGUCACACAACGGUGAGUUGAGAGUUGUGCCACGUGACGCUGAAACGAAGUAGAACGUUCAGAAAAUCUCGCAUCUGUUCGCCUUCUACAUUCCGAUCUCCUUCAUUCUUCCAUUCCUUCUCACUCUAUUCUUCUUGCCCGCCACUGUCUAUUGUCGGCAGCUGAUCCACCCGUACAGUUUCGGAGCACUUUACUUCAAUUAUGUCGGAGCUUGGCAUGAUGUGAGUUGCUCAAAACAUUCACCGAACUUUUGUCAGUUAAGAUCUACUACGAUCCGUUUAAUGUGUCGGUUAACUCUCUGUCAACUAUCGCUAUUAUCGGAAUCAACGUUGGUCUUCUCAGAAAAGUCAGAAUGAUGAUGAAGCGAAAAGCGUGAGUACAUUGUGAACUCAACUGUGAACUCAACUGAAGGCACGUGCAUACAUUUAGGAAUCGGGCAUCGAGAAGUUUAAAGGCGGAAAUCUCACUGACACUCAUGACGCUCACUAUGAGUAUUCCAUUUCUCUCCAAUGCUGCAUUGACCGUACGUUCUGGAUCUGUGCCAAUAAACUUCUAACUGAAUGCUCAGGUCACUGGAGUUGUGGAUCCUCUCAAAUCCGUCUAUACCCUGCUGCCCCGUCAAAUCUGCAGUGACAUCGGUCUGGUGGCAGUUCCGUGGAUCUUCUAUCUGACCCACCCGAUGUUCCGAUCCAACUUCACUGUCGUCGUGACAAUGUCGCAAGGAUCGAGUGGAAUGAGAGUCCGAGGACCAUCAGAGUUGAGAAUUGUAUAA
Molecule: messenger RNA, 1113 nt
Organism: Caenorhabditis sp. 36 PRJEB53466
Lineage: Eukaryota; Metazoa; Nematoda; Chromadorea; Rhabditida; Rhabditidae
Source: the annotation of a GenBank genome assembly